Molecule: messenger RNA, 708 nt
Organism: Letharia lupina
Lineage: Eukaryota; Fungi; Ascomycota; Lecanoromycetes; Lecanorales; Parmeliaceae
Exons: 2
Coding region: 1-708 (235 amino acids)
Source: RefSeq, a predicted model, not a curated record
AUGCAGCAUAGGGAUACUCACUCCUCACCCGAGGACGAAGAAACUAGCACACGCAAAAGAAUGCUCGAACAGCAGCAAGAUAAAUUAGUCAACGCGCUCCAAGAAUUAUACGACCGUAACCUAAACCGAAGAGCCUGGCCCGGACCUCCGUUACAGAAAACGGCCAAGGGGAUCCCACUCACCCAUGAUAUCCUCGACCGACUGGGACUGCUCAAACUGGACGAUCAGGGCAUUUACGAGACGUUUGAAGAGGAUACAGAUGUCCUGCGGCAGAAAAUGACGAUUAAGGAGGAAGAGCACGCAUAUCCAACACCAACUACCACCAAAUCCGAGUUCAGUCCCGCCACACCCAACUUCGAACCGUUUGUUUCAAGGCCUUUCGCAGGCGAAAAGGCGCAUCCAGCAAGGCGAUUCCAACCGACUCCUCCAAUGCACAGCCCGGAGGAGGAUAGGUGUAUGACGUUUCCCGAAUCAUCUUUGAAUCUGGGCCCCAGCAUGAAUUUGGACCCAGCAUCGCUACAAACACCAAGUCAGACGUGGAUGCAAUCCGCGUCACGCUACGUAACCGACAUGGAUUACAAUUACGACGUCGCGUUAUCAUACAACGGGAUGGACUUGAUGCAGCAGAAAGCCAACCCGUGUUUACCAAUGUCUGCGUGGAACGACGACGACAUUGGCCCUCUGGGACUGGAUCCUAUUUUAUCAUGA